AUGGCUACUCUUCCCCAGAAAGACCCCGGUUAUAUUGUAAUUGAUGUCAACGCGGGCACGCCGGACAAGCCGGACCCACGUCUCCCCUCCAUGAAGCAGGGCUUCAACCGCCGCUGGAUUGGAACUAAUAUCGAUUUCGUUUAUGUCGUGUACACUCCUCAAGGUGCUUGUACUGCACUUGACCGUGCUAUGGAAAAGUGUUCUCCCGGUACAGUCAGGAUCGUCUCUGGCGGCCAUUGCUACGAGGACUUCGUAUUUGACGAAUGCGUCAAGGCCAUCAUCAACGUCACUGGUCUCGUUGAGAGUGGUUAUGACGACGAUAGGGGUUACUUCGUCAGCAGUGGAGAUACAAAUUGGGGCUCCUUCAAGACCUUGUUCAGAGACCACGGAAGAGUUCUUCCCGGGGGUUCCUGCUACUCCGUCGGCCUCGGUGGCCACAUUGUCGGCGGAGGUGACGGCAUUUUGGCCCGCUUGCAUGGCCUCCCCGUCGAUUGGCUCAGCGGCGUGGAGGUCGUCGUUAAGCCAGUCCUCACCGAAGACUCGGUACUCAAGUAUGUGCACAAAGAUUCCGAAGGCGACGACGGGGACCUCUUUUGGGCACACACAGGUGGCGGUGGCGGAAACUUUGGAAUCAUCACCAAAUACUACUUCAAGGAUUUGCCCAUGUCUCCACGGGGCGUCAUCGCAUCAAAUUUACACUUCAGCUGGGACGGUUUCACGAGAGAUGCCUUGCAGGAUUUGUUGACAAAGUACUUCAAACUUGCCAGAUGUGAUUGGAAGAAUACGGUUGGCAAGUUUCAAAUCUUCCAUCAGGCAGCGGAAGAGUUUGUCAUGUACUUGUAUACAUCCUACUCGAACGACGCCGAGCGCGAAGUUGCCCAAGACCGUCACUAUCAUUUGGAGGCUGACAUAGAACAGAUCUACAAAACAUGCGAGCCCACCAAAGCGCUUGGCGGGCAUGCUGGGUGGGCGCCGUUCCCCGUGCGGCCGCGCAAGAGGCACACAUCCAAGACGUCGUAUAUACAUGACGAGACGAUGGACUACCCCUUCUACGCGCUCACUGAGACGAUCAACGGCUCCGGGCCGAAUCAGCGCGGCAAGUACAAGUCUGCGUACAUGAUCAAGGAUUUCCCGGAUUUGCAGAUCGACGUGAUCUGGAAAUACCUUACGGAGGUCCCGGACGGCUUGACUAGUGCCGAAAUGAAGGAUGCCUUACUCCAGGUGGACAUGUUUGGUGGUGAGAUUCACAACGUGGCCUGGGAUGCGACGGCAGUCGCGCAGCGCAAGUACAUCAUCAAACUGCAGUACCAGACAUACUGGCAGGAAGAAGACAAGGAUGCAGUGAACCUCAAGUGGAUUAGAGACUUUUACGAGGAGAUGUAUGAGCCGUAUGGCGGGGUUCCAGACCCCAACACGCAGGUGGAGAGUGGUAAAGGUGUGUUUGAGGGAUGCUACUUCAACUACCCGGAUGUGGACUUGAACAACUGGAAGAACGGCAAGUAUGGUGCCCUCGAACUUUACUUUCUGGGUAACCUGAACCGCCUCAUCAAGGCAAAGAAGUUGUGGGAUCCCAACGAGAUCUUCACAAACAAACAGAGCAUCCCUACUAAAUCUCUUAAAGAGUACAAGCAGACGAAAUAGUAGGUCACAAUUAGUCAUCGCACUGAAGUGCAGCACUUGUCGGAUACGGCGUGAUGGUUGCUUUUUAUAAACUUGGUCGAGUGCUUGAGUCUGCUUAAA
Chondrus crispus (carragheen) is the source of this 1740-nucleotide messenger RNA. Its product is annotated as hexose oxidase. The record is from RefSeq and is a predicted model, not a curated record. Gene Ontology annotation, molecular function: FAD binding; oxidoreductase activity. Lineage: Eukaryota; Rhodophyta; Florideophyceae; Gigartinales; Gigartinaceae. Bases 1 to 1641 code for a protein of 546 amino acids. The transcript is spliced from 2 exons.